AACAAUCGACGAGCUGCCAAUUUUCAUCUCGCUACCGCUAGGAGCAACAAGGAUACGCCAAGAACUUCUGGGCAGCCGCACUAAGUCGAACGAAUUUAUUCCUCGCACAGUCAGAGAAAGAUGGUCGCUUUCAGUCAGGUUUUCGGCUCGGAUGUGUUUCACUUUCCUUCCUCCGGGCGGAGUCAGGUACAUCAAGGAGACAGUAGGCUCCUGGGUGCAGAUCUUGUUUCUUUGCCGGGUUUCGACUCAUCUGCAGCAGGAACGCGGCCUGGUGGUAGUCGUCCCUCUACUUCUUCCUUUGUAGGAACCUCGUCAACCUUAACAUCGACAUCCUCCUCCUCUUCGUCCCCAAAACCCCCAAUGAUAAGAAGCACUUCCUUUCUGAAUCUCCUUCCCCAGUCGGUGGCCAACCUGUUCUCCGGACGGUCCGCGGGGAAUCCAGAGGAGAAAAAUCUGAACGAGCUGUUCAAAGACGCGCAGGCAGAGGUCGUAUGAAUGUGCACAACUCUUGUUCCCCUUCAUUCGUAUAGCCAUGAACCGCAUUACAAAGACCAGCGAUCCUGGAGCCUGUGCAUGACAAGUUCUUCAUGCGCCGAAUCUAGUUUACUGUUUUGGCUCCUUCGAAAUUUCUCAUGCAAAUCGUGCCACAGUGACAAUGUUGCACCUCCGACCGCAUUUAGUAUUUUGCAUUUACAAAUGAGGGGGAUGGCGGAGAUUUGUGCACUGUCAUAGGUCGACCGCGUGAAUCACAAAGUGAAGGACCUGUUCCUGGGAAACUUCAAGCAAACCAUCGAAGAUCUGCGGGUGGCCGCGAAAGAUCGCGAGAAUACGUGGAAGGAGUUAUCCCCUGUAGAAACGUCCCCACCUCCCCAGAGUUGUAAUGCAAACCUGCCUGCUUUAAAUGUUUCUCAUGCGGAGACCCAUGAGAUGCAUUUUCAAAGUAGUGUUUUCAGACUUGUGAUGCUCGAAUCAGCAUAAUGGGCUAAAUCUGUGAUGCGGCUGCACUAAUUAAACACGACUACAUUGCGAGCCCAAAUUUGUCAUGUGCCACAGCCAAAACCUGUUGACUUGUCUAGCACAUUUUCCAUCUUGUUGACUAAGUAUAAUGGGGUGUGAACGUUAUUCCACAGAAUAGGAGUUCAUUUCCAACGGAGACCACGGACUGGCCACGUAUUGCUCCAAACUGAAGAAUAUGCAUUGGACAAAAGUAUGUGCACGUGCUUGUAUAUGUAUGUGGAUGUCGCGCUGCAUGACUACGCAUAAUUUGUCAUCUAAUAGAUACCCAAUUCUGCAUGAGAGACUAAAGCUUUGCCUCUGGAAAAACAACUUGGAUAUGCAUGCACCAAACAGUCGAGUGCGAUCCUUUUGCAGUGCAUGAAGAAGCUACUGGAAGAUGUGGAGACCAACACGGAUGGCUGCCGAAAAGCCCAGGAACUGUGGAUAUGGAUUGCAAAACUAUCGUACUACUAGUACUAGUACAACUUGCAUUACAACUUUUCUCCGCAUGACAUUUGGAAUUUGUAAUGCAGAUUUACCGUUAUGAAAAUCAUUUGUAAAGCAUAAAUGCAAUCACUACGCGUACGAAACUUUUGCAGAGGAUACUGGAAGAAAACCGGUAAUCCCACGGGGGACAACUCUCCGGGGAACAAGCAGCUGUUGAUCCAGGGGUGUGCGGUAUCAAGUGCAAAUAUGUCUGGGGCUGGCAGAUUGCGAGCUUUGUCAUGCUAGUCUAGCAUCACUCUGAGCUUUGUACUGCGUGGCCGCAAAGAGCUCCUCUUGCCUGUCACGCAAAAACGCAGUUUCUCAUGCGGAGUACGCAACUUCAAACCACGGAAAAACUUGUCAUGCUUGGCAGCGUAUUAGAGUCUGCUCUCUAUUUCCUUUCUUGCAUUACAAGUUUUCAGACCCAGACAUAUUUGCAAUUGAUACGCGGACACGGCGUACAAAAAGCAGUUAAAAUCCAAAACCUGCGAAACCACCGACGAGAAACUGCUGUGCACGUGGCUUCGGGAGUCCGUGAUCCCGGAAAACCACUGGAAAUCCUUCUUCGAGCCGGGAUAUGCAUUGCGAAAGUAUCGUACGUAGCGGUAAUUGCAUCACAAAUUUAGCGAGAAAGCAGGAGAAGGAGUUUGUCAUGCAGAUUCAGGUAUGACAGGAGCACAUUUGUAAUGCAAUUAGUGCGAGACGAAGACGAGUACGAUACUUUUGCAGUUCACAUGGGAUCCGGGGCUUGCGUCAUCGGGAGCGAAGCGAGUUUCAACCAGCCCUUGCUGAAUGAAGCGGAUUUGCACUGAGGGAGUAAAAAACUGGAGAAGAUGAGACCACAAGCUGUAGAACACGCAAGAGGGACGAGGAGGACGGAGGGAACGAGGAGAAGGAUGAAGCAUCUAUCGGGGUGGCUGCUGGGAGCAGUUUGCCGUGUUUAUUUAGUGGUGUUUUUCAAGAAGAACGAGAAGAAUACGAGCUUUUGUUUCCGAGAAAACGGCGCACAGUUAUUUAUCUGACCUGAGCUUCUCUUUAAUCAGUUUCUAAUCGGAUGAAAGAAAAUGUACGGCACCACGAUUGACGAGCAACAGCAUUUCAAUCUUUCAGUUCAAGAGAAUCUCUUUCAGGGCUUUUCCUGGAGAUCAACAUCGCAAU
Amoebophrya sp. A120 is the source of this 2640-nucleotide messenger RNA. Lineage: Eukaryota; Dinophyceae; Syndiniales; Amoebophryaceae. The record is from the annotation of a GenBank genome assembly.